Molecule: messenger RNA, 1245 nt
Organism: Fimicolochytrium jonesii
Lineage: Eukaryota; Fungi; Chytridiomycota; Chytridiomycetes; Spizellomycetales; Powellomycetaceae
Exons: 1
Coding region: 299-1132 (277 amino acids)
Source: RefSeq, a predicted model, not a curated record
AGGAGGCCUGAGGGGUCGCAUGAGCGGGAAUCGCCCCGCCAUGCAUCGUAUGGGGAUACGCAUAAAGGUUCUGGACGUAAAGAGGAUGGGGGUGGUCUGCAUGUUCAGCAGCAUGGCAGGGAGCCGUGGGAUGUGGAGGAGGAAACGGUCAGUCUAAGCUAUUUGCAACACGGUGACCCGGAUGUGCGCGUGGUCACGCUGAAAGUGCCGGUUCAAAAAGAGAGAGGUCGUUCGGCAGGCGGUGGAAGGAAUGGGAAUUCCAGAGAUGUGAGCGAGCAGCAAUCGUCUAGGCGGGACGAUGGGUUCCGAUCGCUGGAUAAUCGGGGACGAGGCAGCAACCAUGGGUCUCGGUCAGGCUCGGUUAGGACGCUUGAACGGCGUUGUGUUACUCCAGAUGGGCAUGCAAGGAGGGAACCGACAGCCAAAUCGACCAUUUUUGAUCGGCUUGGUCCGCGAGUUGACGAUGAUGAAAGUGAUGAUGAGGUUGGUGGUGAUGACUGCAGCGCAUCAACAAUCCAAGCACCAGGACCGACCCUCAGCUUCGUUGGCGCGGCACGUCGUCAAGGACAAUUCGCAAACCAAUCGAGGGACAGGGAUGGCGCGUGCUCCAGAGAUGCCUCUCGAUCCAAAUCGUCCGGACCGCCCAAUGCCCUUCAAGGAGACGGUGACGAUGAUUUUGGUGGUGCUGACGGCCCCGCAGCAACGAUACAGGCACCAGGACCGACCCUCAGCUUCGUCGGCGCGGCGCACCGUCAUGGAAAGGGUGCAAACACAUCUACGGAACGGAAUGGCGCGUAUUUCAGAGAUGCUUCUCGUUCCAACUCGUCCGGGCCACCGCCGAAUCGCGGCAAAGAAGGCGGUCUCGAUGCGUCGAGAGCGGACAUUGCGCGGGUUCCCGCCCAGAAUCCCACGCCAUCCGCACCACCCUCAUCGCAAUUGGACUCACAAGCCCUUAAAGCUCCCGACCAAAUCCAGGGACCAUCAUCGCCGCGGACACCAGCAGCAUCUCAACAACCGCCCGCCAUCCCUCAAAAAGCACCAGAGAAAACCGUCUCGCCGAAAGCUGUGUUUGUUCCUGUGGAGAUGCCGCUUUCGUGGGCUGACGACGAGUAAUCGGUUCCACCUUUCGUAGUCUGGGCCAAUGCUGAUUUUUUUUAGCGGAUAGAGAUUAGGAUGUUGGGUAGGUUAUGUAGUGCAGGGAUAGCAUUAUGUAGCGUGCGUGGAUAAUGGAGAUGGUAAUUGGGG